Pelodiscus sinensis (Chinese soft-shelled turtle) is the source of this 6782-nucleotide messenger RNA. The record is from RefSeq and is a predicted model, not a curated record. NCBI's taxonomy places the organism in Eukaryota, Metazoa, Chordata, Testudines, Trionychidae.
GCAUAUGUUAACCAGCAUUCCUAAUGCAAUCUCUUUGUUUGACUUCUAGGGCAAUUGAUUUCCAUUUCCUUCCCCCGCCAUGAGGAGGAGUACCUCCAGCUGACAGUGAACUGGCACCCAUGCCUUCUAAUCUUUGGUCAGAACUGCAAUGCCAAAUGCCAAUUGCUAAACAUGCUUUUGGGUGAAAAGCUGCUACCCACCACCAAAAUAAGCAGCGAGGAGAACUGUAAGAGGCGGCGGAUCCGCUUCACACAUGGGACACAAACACGGAUUAGUUUGGCACUACCUGGGCAGUAUGAACUGGUGCACAUGUUGGCAGCCCAUCAAGGGCAAUGGGAUACAAUACCAGAGGAGGACUUGGAAAUCCAUGGGGACAAUGAGGAUCCAGCACACCAGAUAGCAGAGCUGGAGGUGACGCUGCCGUACUUGCUACUAAAGGAGGUGGACGUUGUGGUAGCCCCAUGUCGGGGAUUCCAGUCUGCAGAGGUCAUCUUGGGAGAGUAUGUGAACAAUGUCCUACCUGUCGUCACCUUUGCCAUCAGUGAGGCAAAACUCUCAGCAUCUGAUGAACGUGAACUGCGGGAAAUAAAAGAGAAAUUCUCUUUGCCUGUUUUCUUUUGCAAAGUGCCAGAGUCCGAGGCUGAGCUGAUCUCUCCCAAGAAGGCUGAGAAUGAGAAGUCAUCCCUGUACUGUCAGCUGAUGGACCUAGACUAUCUGAGUACUAACCACUGCAGCUGUGGGGCCCCUAGUUCUGAUGCCAAAGCCCAGAGCAUGCUGGUGGAGCAGGUGGAGAAAUUCCGCCUCCUGAGCACUUUCUCCAGGCAGGUACUGCAGAAGCACCUGGUGCAUGCAGCCACCAUUCUGAACCUGGUGCACUGCCGCUGCUUGGACAUCUUCAUCAACCAGGCUUUUGACAUGCAGCGAGACUUGCAGAUCACCCCAAAACGGCUGGAGUACACCCGCAAAAAGGAGAAUGAGCUCUAUGAGUCUCUGAUGGCUAUUGCUAAUCGCAAGCAAGAGGAGAUGAAGGACAUGAUCAUAGAGACUCUCAAUAACAUGAAAGAGGAGCUGCUGGAAGAUGCUGCUAACAUGGAAUUCAAAGACAUUAUAAUUCCUGAGAAUGGGGAGCCGGUGAGUUCCAAAGACAUUAAAUGUUGCAUGAAGCAAAUCCAAGAACUGAUCAUUUCUCGCCUAAACCAAGCGGUUGCCAACAAAUUGAUAAGCUCCGUAGACUACUUGCGUGAAAGCUUUGUGGGGACUCUAGAGAGAUGCCUGAGGAGUCUGGAGAAAUCUCAGGAUGUUUCAGCACAUAUCACAAGCAAUUAUCUCAAACAGAUACUAAAUGCAGCUUAUCACGUAGAAGUCACUUUUCACUCGGGCUCAUCAGUAACCAGAAUGCUAUGGGAACAGCUCAAACAGAUAAUUCAGCGGAUUACAUGGGUCAGCCCUCCUGCUAUCACCGUGGAGUGGAAGCGGAAAGUAGCUCAGGAUGCUAUUGAGAGCCUCAGUGCAUCCAAACUGGCCAAGAGCAUCUGCAGCCAAUUCCGGACCAGGCUCAACAGCUCUCAUGAGGCUUUUGCCGCCUCUCUGCGACAGCUAGAGGCUGGCCAUUCAGGCAGGCUGGAGAAAACAGAAGACCUUUGGCUGAAGGUACGGAAAGACCAUGCCCCGCGGCUAGCACGCCUGUCACUGGAGAGCAGGUCCCUGCAGGAUGCGUUGUUACACGGUAAACCGAAGCUAGGUCGUGAACUGGGCCGAGGGCAGUACGGAGUGGUGUACUUGUGUGAUAGCUGGGGGGGCCAUUUUCCAUGUGCACUCAAAUCCGUUGUCCCUCCAGACGAGAAGCACUGGAAUGACCUUGCACUUGAGUUUCACUAUAUGAGGUCUUUACCAAAGCAUGAGCGACUGGUAGAUCUCCAUGGGUCGGUGAUAGAUUAUGGCUAUGGGGGAGGCUCCAGCAUUGCGGUCCUAUUGAUAAUGGAACGGUUACACAGAGAUCUCUAUACAGGACUAAGGGCGGGGUUGGUGUUGGAGACACGAUUGCAGAUUGCCUUGGAUGUAGUUGAGGGGAUCCGGUUUCUUCACAGUCAGGGGCUUGUUCAUCGGGACAUCAAACUUAAAAAUGUAUUGCUUGACAAAAAGAAUCGAGCCAAAAUCACAGACCUGGGAUUCUGCAAGCCUGAGGCCAUGAUGUCUGGCAGUAUUGUUGGGACACCCAUUCAUAUGGCUCCUGAGCUCUUCACAGGGAAAUAUGAUAACUCGGUGGAUGUUUAUGCAUUUGGUAUCCUAUUCUGGUACAUCUGUUCAGGACACGUGAAGUUACCAGAGGCUUUUGAGAGGUGUGCAAGCAAAGACCACCUUUGGAACAAUGUUAGAAGAGGAGUACGCCCAGAGCGCCUCCCUGUAUUUGAUGAGGAAUGCUGGCAGCUGAUGGAAGCUUGCUGGGAUGGAGACCCUUCUGAGCGUCCCCUACUGGGCAUUGUCCAGCCCAUGCUGCAGAGAAUCAUGGACAGACUCUGCAAGUCAAGCUCUGAACAGUCAAACAAAGGGUUAGAUGAUUCUACCUGAAAGAACUGUUUUUAUUAUGGGAGAAUUCUGACCCCCCUACUUGCAGAUAUCUUCUCUGAAGAAGUAGCCCUUUCUGGGUAACAGGAGUGGCACUGGAGCAAACAGAAGAUGUCUCGCCUCUGAGAGCAUUAUGGACAUUCCAUCUUGAGUAGCAACCAGAAAAAUUCCACUCCAGUGCACAAGUUCCCUGGCCCCCAUUUUUAUUACAAAAAUGAGUGAAUAAAUGAAAAAGAUGGAGAAUCCAAGCCUCUUGGACUGAAAGGGAUCUCUGCUAAUCCCCUCCAGACUGACUGAAGGAAAGGUAUCUUGGGCUUCAGGUAGCAGUUGAGUCGCUAGGGAUUUAUCACUGCAGUUCUCAGUGCUAACAGUUGAAACAAAAUCUCUUACCUUCCAUUUGCUGCUAUCUGUGGUUGACCUAGUGUAUCCACCAGCUUUAAUUGAGCUCGGAUGGUUUAGGGGACAAAUGACAGUAACUACCUGGGGGAGGGGCUCUUAGGCUACAAGGGGCGGGAGGAUAGGAGUGUCGCUGUGCAUUAGCUUCUUACAACACUCGGUAUGUUUACAUUGACAGGAUCAAGGCAUCCACACUUUACCUAAGGAGGAUUUCCACAUUCCACUGCUAUGGAAAUACCGUGGAAUUAUAAGCUAUCUGACUCCCUUCCUCUCCCUCUUAAACUCUUAACCUGAAAUAUCACUCUUUGUAAACAAGUUAUUGCUUCAAGUAACUCUGUUGGGUGUCCAGACUAACCUGGCUUUUCUUUUACAGUCUUUUUGGUAAGAUGGGUACUUCAAACAAAUGGUUUAGAGAAAUUGCACAUAGUUUAGAAACACAAAACAUUAUUAGCAACUAUCGACUGAUGUCCAAACCCACUGGAAAAUUACCAGUGUGUGUUUUUUAACUAAAAUACUGUCCUUGUUUUGAACCAAGUGUAAAGGCAAUGGUGGUUUUAAAUUCUGCUGUAGACAUUUUAAAUAACAUUUCUGCAACGUUUUAAAGUCCUUUGCUGGGUAAGAGAGUACCCAAGGGAAAACAGGCAUGCCAUUCUUCAGUGGAGGAUGCGGUGGUUUGUGUGUCCAAUUUGGUUAUAUUUAAAAAUCAGGGGUCAAUUGCAAGGUGUGUGGGGCAGGAUAGUCCUGAUACCCAACGAAAGGCUUUUUCUGAAUGAAAGGCUUCUUCUGAAAACAUCCCCUUGCCACAGUGAUCCCUCUGCACUUGCUUGGGAAAGGUUUGAUAAUUUCAAGUGCUCAUGGGGGUGGGAGGAUGUCCUGGGUGGACCGAAAUAGAGAAGACUUUUUUGUAUGCAUGAAGAAACUGAUUACUUGGCAGUUUGUCCCUAGGUAUAACAGCACCCUCCCACUGCAGAAGGUGGGUCAGGCAGUGGCUUCUUUUUAACAGGAAAUCUAGCAUGCUGUGUGCAAAACUAUUCAGGCAUGUGAAAAGUAUUACACCUUGCUGCUGGAAUCUACUGGGUGGUACAAAGCAAAAUUAUAACCAGUCACCUUUUGCCUCUUAAAGAGCUUGAAUAAAGGAGAGAGAUAAAUAACCCUGCAGUAUUACUUUAGAGUUGAACCCAUCUUCUGCAUGCAAUAUAACUGAAAUAAUGCUUUUUUUAAAACACUGCUUUUUACUUAACUACAGACAGUGGCAUUAAAAACUGUAGUCAUAGUUUCAUGGACAAAUUGCAGCCUCUCCACUAACUUGAAUGGAAAUGGACAGCAGCUAUAAAUCACAUGCACCGAAAAACCAAUCUCUUUUGAAAGCAGGAAUAUUGCUAGGAACUUCACUGUCUUAGUGUUUAUCUAUGGCACCAAUGACUUUAACAGUAUUAAUUGGUUUUAUAUCCAUUUACUUUGUCCUUUGAUGGCUAGUAACUAUGUUGAGAACUAGAAGAGUCUAGGUCAGUAUUUUUUGCAGCUAUAAACAUAGUUUGUGUAACAUAAUAAAACUAAAUAAAAUUGAAUUUUUAUAUAUAUAUAUAUAUAUAUAUAUAUAUAUAUAUAAUAUUAAAAUAUGCAAUUCCAGAAAUGUCUUGUAUACCUUUCUCCUUGUGGCACCUUCCUUUUAUCCUAUGCCUUUUAAAUGCUAAUUGUAAAUACCUUGAAGUGUUUGGGGUUUUGUUUUUAAAUUCCCCUGGGAUUGUUUUAUGUUUUCACCACAAUUAAUACACACUUAUUUUCCUACACACUUUUUUUCCUGUUGGGCACUUGACCUGUUGCAUAGCAGAUUUCACAUCUCUUCUUUUUGCUUCAAAAAUAACUCUUCAUUACAGCAGAGAAAAAAUAAGAUGCAUGAAUGAUGAUCCCAUUAAGACUCUACUAGCUGAUAUAACCAAAACCAUUUGUAGUGUGUUUGUUUUAGCAGACUGAAAGGUAGUAACAAAUGUGGCUAUUCCUAAUGUUGUGUAAUUGACCGCUAACUUUGUGUGGGUUCUUUAUUUCUAUCAUAUGAAGCAGUCUUCAUGGCUUGUGGAUGAAUUGAUGUACUAUAAAAUACUAAAACACUAGAUUGUAAAUAUACCCUCACUAUUAGACAUCUAGAAAAAGCUCCAUGUUUAACAGGAAUUCUGGUGGCUUUGGAUUGUAUGUGGACCCAAAUCAGUGGUGUGUGCCAGUAAAAUAGUAUCAUUUGCUUGUGUUGAACAAGAUUCCACAAAAGAGUGAAAUGUUUAAAAGCCUCAGGCUGUCAUAAUGUGCAGUAUAGAAAGAUACAAACCAAUGGUACUCUUUGCCCCUAAAAUCCACUUUACCUACCCAGCUUUCACUGCAAGCCUUUCUAAAGAUGCAUAGGUGGGCUUUAGACCUAAAAAGAUUUUACUAAGCUGCAUUGUGAGGUUUACAUACUGCCACUAAUUGGGUGGCUGUACCAGGUGCUCUAGGUUAAUGCUUAUUCUUGAGGCAGUGAGUUGGAUGCAUGUAAAAAUGAGAGAACUAGUUUACUGAAUAAAUGUAGUUGCAAGCUUAAGAUUUAAACUUGGAAGCUGCUAGUAGCUUGCUGUGCAAAGAAAAGAACCACUCAUACCUGACUGACUUACCAAGGGAGGAGCUUUUUCAGCAAUUGCUCUGUCCAGAACGGAAGUGGCUUGAUUUUGUUUCAUACACUACAUAUUGUGGAAUAAGAUGCAAGAAAAUGCUUCCUCAAUGCAGUGGAUCGUAAGUGAUCCUGGAGGACUCGGCCCCAGUGUUCUGAUACUUUGCCAUUGCUGUUGCUGAUUGUACAGCUGUCAAAUGUACUGUAUAUCUGGAUCUAUAGGACAUGUCUUAGGCUAGGAAGUUGCUGAUUUGUGAGUGGGGGAAUAUAAAUGUGUAUCUAAACCUACUUCAGAGGGUUAUUAACUACAUUAAGCAUAUGCUACAGCUUGCUUGUUCCUUUCUAAUUGAAAAGCAAGCUACUCUGUUUUAUGCUUUACACAGUUUUUUGAAGGCUGAUGCUAGCCUCUUUCUCUCCACAGUUUCUCUUUGGAGGGUUAGAGGAUAUUAACAAUUAUAUUGGUUUACAGAUGGUGACAAGUUAUGUACAAUUUCAGAAUGGGAUUUAGUAAUCCCUCUGCAUCCCUUGCUGUUCCCUGCUGCUCUCCUUUCCUUUGUGUUCAUAUUGCAUUCUCUGGACCUGCUGGUCCUACUUGAAGAUCUCAGAAUGACUUGACUUUUUAAAAUACUUUAACGUUAAAAAAUGUUCCCCUCCUGGAGAAAACAGGAGCACAUCUGCAUUUAAAAAUUCCCUCAGGGGCUUAAGUAGCACUAAAGUUGAAAGUUUUUAUUUUUACUUCAUACCUGUCAUUUUUGGAGCCUAUUGAGCUUUGGCUGACUGAAGUUCAGUAGUGAAAACGGUUACAUUUUUGAGGUUAGAAGAAAAUGAGAACUACAGCUCCAUUGUAAUGCCUUUAGGUUUUGUAUUCCUUUUUUAUUUUAAAGUAUGAUGUAUAUUUACAUUGUUAAAGGAAAAGGUAACAAACUUACCAAGUGCAUAGGAAAAAGUGCAAUAACCAGGAAAUUGACAUUAAGAACAAAUGAAAAAAUUUCCCCUGUAUUAUAACUUUCUGCAAUACUAAUUUCCUUUCCUGUACCAGGUCCAUUUAUGUGUAUUUUUAAGAGACAUGAUGGUGGGUUAAGAAGGCUUGAUUUAAUGCCAUUAUCAACUGUCUAUUUUAUAUAUAUAAUUGUUAAAAUGCACAGAACACACUGUGCUGAAUAAUAAAGGUUACAUUAACAUUUUA